Messenger RNA from Paramuricea clavata, 1990 nucleotides. The record is from the annotation of a GenBank genome assembly. NCBI's taxonomy places the organism in Eukaryota, Metazoa, Cnidaria, Anthozoa, Malacalcyonacea, Plexauridae.
AUGGCCAUUCAUGUCCUGGAAGGUCAACAACGAUAUGAUAGCUUUGUUCAAGCAUUUCGAGAUACCAAUCCGUAUCUUAAAAAGCAAGUACAGUUCUUGGAGGCCCAGAAAACAUGGAACAAUUUAAAAACUGAACCGGAAAAGAUUAACAAAAAAAUUAUUGAAUAUAAGACAAAAGCGGUAGAACUUAGGAGUAAGUCUUUAAGCUUCUGGUUGAAAACGUCCAAUGCACCACCGGAAAAAAAGAGCAGAGAAGUGGAAGGAUCAGAAACUAAUACUAAAGUACAAGACAGUGGAAGGAUCAGAGAUGAAGGUAUAGUUUUAAAAACAAUUUUUACUCAUCUAGCUUAAUUCGUACUGUACAAAAUAUUCAAUGGCAGAAUUUAUAACAAAUUCACGAAAGAAUCUUGAUUCCUUGAUUUCUGUUUUAAUGGCAGUAUGAUAUGUUCAUUUUCUGCGUUAUAAACUGAAUUAUAUUGACAUUUUCUGAAUUAUAUUGACACAAUUUUCGUUGCUGUUAUUAUAAGAAAAAGGCUGCGAGAAUGACUCAUUACCAAUUCCUGCGACUACUAGUACGACGCGGGGAAAAGAAGCUCCUGCACAAGACAAGCUAAAGACGGAAAUCGGCAAUAUGAAGGCACAGCUUACAUCACUGGUUACACUGCAGAAUACUGGAUUGUCCUUGGUCAAACCAGAAAAAGUUAAAGAACUGAAAACAACAAUAAAUACACAGGAAAUGCUACUUAAGAGGUCCGAAUAAAGAUUGUUUAAUCAUAAAAUGGAAACCUGAUAUUGUUGAAGUUAAUUGUACUAAUUUUCAACUUUUUAGACGAGUGAAUGAAGCAGCAAGACAAAGAAAAAGAAGAGCGAAAUUGAAAGAAAGUAUUAGAGUCGUAAGCGAAAAAUCUUUAGAUCUCUUUCCCGAGAUGCGUUAGGUCGCCCAAGACUUGAAGUUGACCAGCCAAAUCUGUUUGAGUACGAUCGUUGAUAUUGUGCAGUCUUCGUCAGCCUCUGCUGAUAGACGAAGAUGUGAAAUACUACGCACCGUUACAACGUUAGAUGAUUUGAACAAGGAACUGUCGAGCUUUGGAUUCAAGAUUGGCCGGCCUGCGACGUAUCUUCGCCUUUUACCGCGGCGACAAGAUACCAUUGAAGGGAAACGUCAUGUGAAAACUGUAUCCGUUAAAUUGCUUCGACCUGAAAAUACUCUCAGGAAAGCGAACGUUGAUCGUAUGUUUGCGAAAUCUUUUGUGGAUGACGUGCGAGGAAUAUGUUCAUUGUUUGGACCAGAUGCGGUACUGUUUCUCUCCAAUUACGAUAAGGCUCGCGUACCUCUUGGUCUUGCAGCCGCUAACCUCCAGGCUCCUAUUCGGAUGCAUUUAGACUAUAAAGUGCGACUAAAUGAUCAUUCUUUUGUAAUUGGUCCACGCCACACGCUUAUACCAUCAGUUUACGCUGUGUGUGAAGUAAGACCAAACGGUGAGUUGUCGUACUCUGGGAAAACGUUUAUACGAGUCAGAAAUGGAAAACACGAUUCUUCAACUGCGUUUACUCAUGCUUACGACUUGCGUGAGCUUUUUCUGAAAGGAAGUAUCCCUCAAAAGCCAAUUCUACUGAUGGAGACAGAUGGUGCUCAAGACGAUGCUCAAGAUCGCUUAUUCACGUUGUCAAUGCUGCUGGGUUAUCAGCUUUCAAUCCUGUAGAAAGACGAAUGGCACCGUUGUCACACGAUAUUGCUGGUGUUAUAUUAUCGCACGACCACAAUGGUAAUCACCUAAGUUCAAGUGGGAAUACAACGGACGAAGAAUUGGAGAAAAGGAAUUUUCUCGCCACAGCACACAUUUUAUCGGAAGUGUGGUCUAACACCGUCAUUGAUAACCACAAGGUCGACUGCGUGGCAGUGCCAAUUGGCAAGGAAUUUGUACCAGAUGAUCCUAAUCCAAGCUGGGUAGCGAAUCAUGUGCAACAAGCAACUCUCUUCAAAUUGUAA